AUGUUUGCUCGCGCGACGGUCUGCAACCUCUUUGCCGUUGCUAAAAUCUUUUACGUGCUUCAAGCAUUGUGCAUGUCAAGGGCCAACAUACAGCGAUUACACAGAGUACUCGCAGUGUUUGUAUGGGGUUCAAGCUGGGAGCGCACCAGUCGCGCCAAUCUGUUUCGUUCCGUUAAAAGUGGAGGACUAGGUCUUGCGCAUUUGUUCAUAAGGCAGAUUGUGUCGAGGUUUGUUUACUUACGGGACCAAAAGGACCCGUUUUUGUUAACUAUGUUUCAAGUAAGGCUGAGUGAAGCUAUACCAGAAUUCAUCGUUUCGUCUCGCCGGUGCAGUCAAUAUAGAUUGCGCGGUUUUCUAAAGGAAGUCGUCUGGGCUUUCCAGCUUUUGAAGGUUCGGUUUUCUAUGGAAUACCUAAGUCGGGCACCACGAAAGCGCUUAUAUAAGGACCUGAUAGAGGCAAUGUUGCCUGUACCAUUGUAUCGCUCGAUGUUCCGCAUUGGACCGGAAAAGAACGUGCUAAAGAGAGUAAAACGAAUGCCAGUACGUCCAUCGGCGAAGUCCUUCUUUUUUCAGCUCCACACCAAUACUUUACCUAUUAAACCAUGGCUUGAGGAGAAAGGACUUUUUGUGCCUUGGAGCGUCAAUUGUUUAAUAUGCCGGAAACCCGAAACAGUUGAACACAUCUUUCUCGACUGUUGGGAUGCGGUAUUCCACUGGGAUGUCUUACAGAGAACCUUAAAGAAGGACUUACCGAUUACGCCAUACGGGAUUCGUUUCUUGCCUACUCUAAAUGAAGACACUGUACCAUAUGACAUGUUCAUGCUGUUGUCCUUGCAUAGUCUAUGGAAAUGUAGAAUGGCCGUGAGACAUGCCGAACCAAACCUCCGGCCUGUUAGAGAGUACUUCAUCGAAAGCAUUUGUUAUAUUAAAGAAUUGUACAGUUUGCAAAAAGAACAACCAACAUGGCUCAGUGUGAUGACUGAGCUUGCGAACCUCAAGCGUUUUUAGCCCCCGUGUCAGCCAACCAAUGGCAGACACUUUUAUCGUGACCCUCAUGUAUUGUUAAAAUGUCUUGUGUUGUAUGUUGCCAAGUCGGUAAUAAAGAGAAAAAAAAAGUCAGGAUGGCCGAGUGGUCUAAGGCGCCAGAC
This is a messenger RNA of Dermacentor silvarum, 1148 nucleotides long. RefSeq lists its product as uncharacterized. Lineage: Eukaryota; Metazoa; Arthropoda; Arachnida; Ixodida; Ixodidae. The coding region runs from base 1 to 1008 and encodes 335 amino acids. The transcript has a single exon. The record is from RefSeq and is a predicted model, not a curated record.